Molecule: messenger RNA, 3135 nt
Organism: Orcinus orca (killer whale)
Lineage: Eukaryota; Metazoa; Chordata; Mammalia; Artiodactyla; Delphinidae
Gene: SMOC2
Product: SPARC related modular calcium binding 2
Exons: 13
Coding region: 245-1615 (456 amino acids)
Biological process (GO): extracellular matrix organization
Cellular component (GO): basement membrane
Molecular function (GO): heparin binding; protein binding; extracellular matrix binding
Source: RefSeq, a predicted model, not a curated record
UCCGGGAAGCUCGGCAGUUAUUUGACAGGAGCCAGGGAAGCCGCAGAGGACGCGGAGGACCGCCGGGUGCCGGGAGGGCAGCUGGUUGAGUCCGGGCCUCCCGGAGCGCUGGGGAAGAGGACCCCGAGCAGCCCCUCCGCCGGCUCCCCGGCCGCCGUGCCAGCGCGCAGGGCGCGGCCGCUGCUCCGAGCGCCGCCCUCGCCCUCCGGGGCCGAGAGCCCCGCCGGCCCCGCGCCCGGUCACCAUGCUGCUCCCCCGGCUCUGCUGGCUGCCGCUGCUCGCGGGGCUGCUCCCGCAGGCGCCCGCGCAGAAGUUCUCGGCGCUCACGUUUUUGAGAGUCGAUCAAGACAAGGACAAGGACUGCAGCUUGGACUGCGGGGGUCCCACCCAGAAACCCCUCUGCGCCUCGGACGGGAGGACCUUCCUGUCUCGCUGUGAAUUUCAGCGCGCCAAGUGCAAAGACCCCCGGCUAGAGAUUGCUUACCGUGGAAACUGCAAAGACGUGUCCAGGUGCGUGGCCGAGAGGAAGUACACCCAGGAACAAGCCCGGAAGGAGCUGCAGCAGGUGUUCGUCCCCGAGUGCAGCGACGACGGCACCUACAGCCAGGUCCAGUGCCACAGCUACACGGGGUACUGCUGGUGCGUCACACCCAACGGGAGACCCAUCAGCGGCACCGCCGUGGCCCACAAGACGCCCAGGUGUCCCGGUUCCGUAAAUGAAAAGUUACCCCAACGGGAAGGCACAGGAAAAACAGUCUCCUUGCAAAUCUUUUCCGUUCUGAAUUCAGAUGAUGCCUCAGCUCCAGCGUUGGAGACUCAGCCUCAAGGAGAUGAGGAAGAUAUUGCAUCACGAUACCCCACGCUUUGGACUGAACAAGUUAAAAGUCGACAGAACAAAACCAAUAAGAAUUCAGUGUCCUCGUGUGACCAGGAGCAGCAGUCAGCCCUGGAGGAGGCCAGACAGCCCAAGAACGACAACGUGGUCAUCCCCGAGUGCGCCCACGGCGGCCUCUACAAGCCGGUGCAGUGCCACCCCUCCACGGGCUACUGCUGGUGCGUCCUGGUGGACACCGGCCGCCCCAUCCCGGGCACAUCCACCAGGUACGAGCAGCCGAAAUGUGACAACACGGCCAGGGCUCAUCCGACCAAAACAAGGGAUUUGUACAGAGGCCGCCAGCUGCAGGGCUGUCCUGGUGCCAAAAAGAACGAGUUUCUGACGAGCGUGCUGGACGCGCUGUCCACAGACAUGGUCCAUGCCGUCUCCGACCCCUCCUCCCCGGGCAGGCUCUCGGAACCUGACCCCAGCCACACGCUGGAGGAGAGAGUGGUCCACUGGUAUUUCAAACUGCUGGAUAAAAACUCCAGUGGGGACAUCGGCAAAAAGGAAAUCAAACCCUUCAAGAGAUUCCUUCGGAAGAAGUCCAAACCCAAAAAAUGCGUGAAGAAGUUUGUUGAAUACUGUGAUGUGAAUAACGACAAGUCCAUUUCCCUGCAAGAGUUGAUGGGCUGCCUGGGCGUGACCAGAGAAGAAGGUGAAACUAACACGAGGAAACGGCACACCCCUAGAGGUAAUGCUGAAAGCACUUCUAAUAGGCAGCCAAGGAAGCAAGGAUAAACGACUGACACAUCCAUGGCGGGUCCUAGACACGUGGCCGACUCCCUCACCAAAAAGCAAUUAAAAAACCCAAAACAAACACAUAGUAUAUUGCACUUUGUACUUUAACUGUAAAUUCACUUUGUAGAAAUGAGAUAUUUAAACAGAUGGCUUUAAUCUGUGAAAACGGAAAGGCUGGCUUCGGAAAAGUAAUCACAUACAAUGUAUGUGUCCUUCUUUGACCUUCAAAAUCUGUAGUUGGUGGAGAUGUAUUUUGAGUGGAUUUAAGCUUAAUUUCUUCCUUCCACGCAUGUUAACCUGGCAGCAGCCUUGGCCUAAGGUGCUCUGGCUCCAGGCCUGUAUCUCCUCACCAGGGCCGUUACUAACAGCCUCGCCAGGGUGGCGUCGUUGGAAAUCGACUGCCCUGGCAGCGUCGCUGAGUCCAUGUUGGAAGCUUCAUGGCGCCGUGGAAGUUUGUAACCAACGGCUGUCUUCGUCAUGCAGUUAAUGAGUGCACGGGUCUUCUUGUUUCUUGGGAUCUCGUGUUAGCUUGUUGGUUUUCCUUCCAGAGUUCUCGCUCACGCAAUGAGUUACCCAACCACUGAAGCCCUCUUUACAGGUAGUGCCCUGGUAGAAAAGAACGUUUUUCAAACCCUUUUGGAUGUGCCUGCUUUUUCCAUUGCAAGCUUCUGUUUGAGUUCUGCCUUGGGCUCAGAGCAUUCAUGCAGCAAAUGCUAGAGAAUUCUUUCUGCCUUUCUGAGGCAGCGUGAAGGGGUCCAGCGUUCAGAAAAGUAAAUUUCGUCAUGACCUGACCAAGCCGGCUAAACACGCUUGUCAGCCUGCUUUUUCUCUUACACCUGGCCCCUACCCACCCGACCGUGGCCCACCCAGGGGCCCCCCGGAAGGUAAAACUGUCCCCUGAACAAAUUAUGAAGAGUCCCCUUAAAGAAGGCGCAGCCAGGCGAAGCAGUGCCUGGGUCUUGACCUCGGCAGCCGGAGACAAAGGCCUGUGGGUCCCCCACCUUCCCUUCUUUCCUGGAGGCCUCAAGGGUUUGCCGAUGGGAAAUUCAUCCAAAUGGGACUCGAGAGGGGCACGUGAGGAGCUGAAUGCCCCCCUGUGAGCAGCAGAGCGGGCCCUCGGGGCAGCCGGCUCCCCGUCUCAGAGCUGGACCCCGGCUUCUGCAAAGGUGCCCGUGGGCUCCAUGAAGCAUUUAGGGGACAGGCCCGGAGCUGGGGUGACACGCUGUGACGCUGUCUCGGCUCUAGCUUUUGGUUUGGGAAAAAAGUCUUCACGGCCCCAGACCCCCCAACACAUGUCAAACGAUCUUGAAUUUGCAUGAAGACGUUUCAAGAGGCGUCUCAUUUAAACCGUGCGAAAGUCAAAACGGAAACUUUGGAAACACAAACCCAGCUCCAGUGUGUAUCACCAUUGUUUAAGAAACAGUUAGGAUCCUAAAUUUAUUGGAUGAUCUUUUAUAUUUCUGAACUUUGAAUUUAAUCCUUUUUCUUAGAUUCAAAUAAAAUAUGCUAUCAAAACCGUA